Messenger RNA from Rangifer tarandus platyrhynchus (Svalbard reindeer), 615 nucleotides. The record is from the annotation of a GenBank genome assembly. Lineage: Eukaryota; Metazoa; Chordata; Mammalia; Artiodactyla; Cervidae.
AUGCUUCGUGUAGUGCUGCGUCCUGAGUGGCUGCUGCCCAUGGGAACGAUAGGACCUGCAGGGGGGAACCGAGCAGGUAUUUUCUCUCUUCUGAAGUCAGAGCACAAGGCAAACGGCUUUGAUGGCAGCAGAAAGGAGCAUGAGGUGGGCCCACCCGGGGACGGCCCGGCUGUCCGCGUCCAGGCCCCUGUGCCCAUGGAGUCGGAGGAGAAGCAGAGGAAACCGCCGGGCAGCGACUGGGCCGGGAGGGGCGUGGUGGAGUCUCCCCCACGGGAGCCUGCUCGGGUGUCUGGCCACCACGAGGAGCGAAAAGCCGUUGGCGGGGCCGGGUUAGACGCCUGGAGUGCGUGUCAGAAACGCACAAACAGGCCAGCUCUGCUCACGGAAGCGGCAGGCGCCGGGCCCGUCACCACCUCCAGGGCCACGGGUCUUGACGGUGUCUCCCUGGGGCUCAGCGAGGGCUCUGGCUCCUCGCCGUCAGCCCUGCCCUGCCGAGCGCCCCGCCUCCCGCCCCCGACCCUGUGGCCUGGGGCGGGUCUCUGCCUCCUGCAGGCCCUCGUGGCUGUGGAUGGGUCGUGUGUGGACCUUGGAGGUGGCGUGCUGGCCGAACUCUAG